Messenger RNA from Plodia interpunctella (Indianmeal moth), 5333 nucleotides. Its product is annotated as small G protein signaling modulator 2-like. NCBI's taxonomy places the organism in Eukaryota, Metazoa, Arthropoda, Insecta, Lepidoptera, Pyralidae. Gene Ontology annotation, molecular function: GTPase activator activity. The record is from RefSeq and is a predicted model, not a curated record. The coding region runs from base 197 to 3742 and encodes 1181 amino acids. Gene Ontology annotation, biological process: activation of GTPase activity. The transcript is spliced from 23 exons.
ACGCCGGCCGCCUUAUCAUUCGGCGGGCGAGUGCGCGCGGCGCGCCAUCGAUUUUUCCACCAAACAGCCCAUUUUCCAUCAUCAGUGACAUUACAAACACGUUUCAAACAAUACAAGUGUUUAACUAAUUUAUUGUUGUAAUAAGAAAUGUGAUUUCCCGCGUAAAUUAUGCGCCACUACCCGCGGACAGAAAAUUAUGGCCGCUCAAAAUAAAACUGAAAGCGGGUCGGAAGAAAUGCCGGAGGCGGACGCCAACGCCGAGCAGAAGGAGCGGCUUAUAGCCUCCGUCAAGAAGGAGGUCAAACAGCUCAUGGAAGAGGCUGUCACCCGCAAAUUCGUUCACGAAGAAAGUGGUGGGGUAACAGCACUUUGCGGCGCGGUAGAGGCCUGCCUCGGUCAGGGACUGAGGCGACGAGCCCUAGGACUCUUCAAGACCAGCUCUACUACCGCUUUACUUCACAAGAUUGCCAAGCAUUGUCCGGAAGCGGCGCUAGUGUCGGCCAGGGUGCUGGCGGCGGAGGGUGCGCCGGCGACGCGCUCGGCCUCGGGCGUGGAGCGGCGACCUUCUGCGCCGCGACCCCCACUCAACAAGCGGGGCUCUGGUUCGCUACUCUCACAAGCUCCUCCACAGUCCAGAUACCUCUGGAUUCGGAUCGCGUUAUUCGAACGUCAAUUGGCCAAAAUAAUCGAGCACUUGGUCAGCAACGCGACGCGUUACUACGAGCGAGACGCGCUUGUGGCCGACCCUGACUACGGGAGCAUUCUCAGCUCACUCCUCGUGGGUCCUUGUGCCCUGGAGUACUCCAAGGCGAAGGCUCCAGCGUCCUUCUGGAGUGACCCACCGGCUGAUGAAUUAGUACAAAGACAUCGCAUGUCAGCAGGGACGACCACGCCGCCCUCUGUGCGGCGACCCAUCCUGAACUUCAGGAGGAGCCUCAACGCGUCUUCCGACGAUAGCGGCUCUGUAAAUACAGGUGGAAGCAAAGCUGUGGGAUCCAGUGCCAAAGACUACGUGGAGAGUUUGCACCAAAACUCAACCGCUACUUUGCUGUAUGGCAAGAAUAAUGUUAGAGUGCAACCAAAAGAUGUUGAAGAGCCGAUGCCAGGCUACUUGAGUCUGCAUCAAACUGCCGCAGGGCUGAUCAUCAAAUGGACGCCGAACCAGCUCAUGAAUGGCUACGCGGAGAGUGAAGGCAUCGAUAAAAGUCGAUGUAGCUUUCGCUGCCACCGCGUACAUUCGUCCGCCUGCCAAAACACCCGUGUCUUGUACAGCAUGGCCCCUGAGUGCACUGUGUAUAGAAGGAGAUGCUCAGGCCCUCUUUGCUUCGAUUGCGUAUACUGGGCCAUGUCGCUGCAAGUGUGCGUGUGGGAGGUGGUGUACGUGCACGUGCACCGCUCGCGCGCCAGCGACGCGCUCAUCCUCGUGGGGCAGGACGGCGUCCAGCGCCCGCCCAUACACUUCCCUAAAGGUGGUCACUUGCUGUCUUUCCUCAGUAACCUGGAGACUGGGUUAUUACCUCACGGACAGUUGGACCCCCCGUUGUGGUCACAAAGAGGAACGGGAAAGGUAUUUGGUCGUGGUAAAGCUCGUCGCCGCCCAAUGCCAAGCCUCUGCGAAAGUGGAGAAACAGAAGAAGCCGAGUGGGAAGAAGUUGCUGGAGACUAUGUGUUCCGUAUUGUGAACAAUGCUAUUACCGACAGGGAAGCAAUGCGUCACUCGCUGCUGGAGCGGCUGGUGUCGUCUCCCCCGCGCACCCCGCGCCGCCCGCUGGCCUCCACCUCCACCACAUCCUCAGACUCCUCCACCAUGUCCGUGGACUGCCCCCCCUCCGCCGGCCUCAACGGACACGCCCCGCCGCUGCCGCUGCUGGCGCCGGCGCCGGUGGAACAGCCAGCGUCAAUAGAGCUGGUGUGCAGUACGAUGCGGCGGCAGAUCAUCUCGCGCGCGUUCUACGGCUGGCUCGCGUACUGCCGCCAUCUGUCGACCGUCAGGACGCAUCUCAGCGGCUUGGUGCACCCCAACAUUGUUCCAAGAGAAGGUUCAGAAUCAGGACUAACAGAAGAAGUUUGGCGGUCAAUGACAGAUGACAAAGGCGUCGUCACCGACAAAGAUGAGGUAUAUAGGCUGGUCUACUACAGCGGAGUACAGCACGAGAUACGGAGAGAGGUGUGGCCGUAUCUCUUGGGAUAUUACGAAUUCGGGUCGACAGCAGAAGAACGGGCCGAGCAAGACGCAGCAUGCAGAAGACAAUACGAAACGACGAUGUCUGAAUGGCUAUGUGUUGAGGCUAUAGUGAGGCAGCGGGACAGAGAGGCCACGGCGGCGUCCAUUGCAAGACUUUCAGAGGCUGCGGGGAAACCCAAACCGGUGGAGGUAUCGGAACCUAUUGAGGUGUUUGAAGAUGACUGUAGUGUUAUAUCAGAUAAUCCACCAAUAAUUUCUCCUGAACCAAGUGAAAUGGAACAGAAGAAACCUGAUACUAAACCAGUGUUAUCAAGAGCACCGAGCAUAGACGAAGUAGACAAUAUCGAAAUGGAUUCGGAGGAAAGAGACAAAGAAGCUAAACUUAAUGGAGAGACUGAGACGGGUGAUAAUAGAGAUGUAGAUAUAGACAGUCUGAAAGACUUGGAUGAUGACGAAGAAGUGCACGUCAAAAGUGUCGUGGAUAAUCCUGAUAUGAGGCGUGAGAGUAUAGCGGAAAUUAAGAGGUUAGCUGAAGGUAUUGUUCAAAAAGGAGAUGGGAGGGGGUUACUUUGUAGCGUUGAUAGUGCGAAUAUGAACGGAAAUGAUUUGAGAUCUUCAUUAGAUGAGUGUCAACUGAGUCCUCAACAGCAACAUACGAGUGUUAUUAUAACCAAUCCUUCAGUGGAUUUAGCUGUUGGAGGUUCGCCUGCUUCAGGAGGAACUACAGCGAAUGUCAGUCCAGCCCGAAGUCCGCUGGGGGUCGUCCGAGAGGAGUCUCAUUCUGCCGGAGCGUCGUUCGACAUGCUGGAGCCCAGCAACGACCAGCGCACUGAGAACCGCUCCAACUGCGUCUCGCCCGCCAGUUCUAAUGGCGGGGUUUAUUCGAACGAACUAGUGGAAAGUUUUGCACUGAAUUUACACCGAAUUGAAAAAGAUGUGCAAAGGUGCGAUCGGAAUUAUCCAUUCUUCACGGACGACAACUUAGAUAAACUGAGAAACAUUAUGUGCACGUACGUAUGGGAACACCUAGACAUGGGCUACAUGCAGGGCAUGUGCGACCUGGUGGCGCCCUUGCUGGUGAUGAUGCGGGAGGAGGCCGUCGCGCACGCGCUGUUCGCGCGCCUCAUGGAGCGCGCGCGCGACAACUUCCCCUCCGGCCAGGCCAUGGACGCGCACUUCGCUGAUAUGAGGUCGCUGAUACAAAUCCUCGACUGCGAGCUGUACGAGCUGAUGCACGCGCACGGCGACUACACACACUUCUACUUCUGCUACCGCUGGUUCCUGCUGGACUUCAAGCGGGAACUGCUUUACCAGGAUGUGUUCGCCGCCUGGGAGCUGAUAUGGGCGGCGCGUCACGUAGCGUCGGAGCACAUGGUGCUGUUCCUGGCGCUGGCGCUGCUGGAGACCUACCGCGACGUCAUCCUCGCCAACACCAUGGACUUCACCGACAUCAUCAAGUUCUUCAACGAAAUGGCUGAACGUCACGACGCCGCCGCAGUGCUGUCUCUGGCUCGAGACCUUGUACUACAAGUUCAAACUCUAAUUGAGAAUAAAUAAGAGUCAAAUUAGGUUUACCCCUAUUUUAAUAAAUCACUGACGAAAAUAGGACGUAUACUAUCGGUAACUAGCACGAUUUGAUCAAACUUGGAUAGAUACGUAUUUAGAGGGAAUUGUGUUUCGAUCUACGUAGCAUAUUAAUAUUUAGUACCGGAGAUCGGAACGUUCCGUUUCAACCACACAAAAAAAGCAUUUUUAUUUUCUCACUUGGUAUGAAAUAACGCAUUCAUUAAAUUAUCUGGAGUUCCCCGUGUUACUAAGUAGUACCUAACUACUCCAGUACACGAGUGAUAGUGAAACAUUAAUUUUAUUUCCCAUUUGAUUAUCGGUAUUAUAUCUUUCAAAAUAUAGGUACUAACGCAGUUUUUACGUGAAUCAUACUAACAGCAAAUAAACAAUUGAAAAGUAUUAAAAAAAUCUGUUUUCGUUCAGGAACGGAGUAAAUAUUAGUGGAAAUUCUCCAUACCUAGAUUACUAGCAAAUUGAUGUUAGUAGUUUGAAAUUAGAAAAUUUUAUAGAAGAUUUUUAAAUAAAAGGUUAUCAGAAUGUUCCAUAAUUUGGACAGUAAAUAAAAUUAAAAUAAUAUUCGACUACGGAGGUAAGUAUAGAACAAUUUAUUAAAUCAUUAAAUAUAGUAUCACAUACAUAAUAUUAUUAUAUGUCAGUAAAUAUAAAAAAUAUAUUUAAAAAGGUGUUGGCCACAAAAUAAUCAUAUUGGUUAAAAUAAUUUAUAUUCCAAUGUUGUAAUGUAUGCAACGGUUAAUAAAAAAAAACAAUCAUUACGAAGAAAAAAUAUAUCUAUUUAAACUCCACAUAAAACGUAUCACAAUUCUGAAAUGAAGUACAUUUUUAAAUCAGGACACAAAUAAGAUAAAAGAAAUUAUAAUUUAAAAUUAAUGUUGGAAUAUAAUAAAAAAAAUUUUUUCGAUAGUCGAAAGUUUGAUUUAAAAAAACAUUGAUUUAUACUUAGUUAACUAAAGAUAAACUAUUUAUCAAUAUCAAUAUAGUGUGAUUUGUCCUAAUAUAUAUUUAAAUUUAUUUAUUUAUAUAACUAUACAUGUACGCUUCAUAUCGUCUGAAAUAUCCUGCCCGUGCCUUGUCCUAUCUUUCACAGGUAAAAAUGAUAUCUAUUUGAAGAAUUUAUUGGUAUAAUUACAAUAUUUGUAGUUUUAAAAUCACAUCAAAGUUCAUCAAUUAUAAAAAAAUUAAAAAAAUAUAUCUGUGUAUAUUAUGCACCCAAAAUUCUCUAUUAUUUUAAAAUUGAGGUUUUUUUGAGAUUGUAAUUUAGUUAGAUUGAAAAUAGAACGAAAUACUUAUUACUUAUACUUUUUCAAAACAAUAAUACGUGCAUAAUGAUCAUUAUUCAUAUCACAAGUAAAGCAGUUGCCCUCUAUGUUUGCUGUGCCCUUGCAGGCUUGGAAAGCGGCAACUGUAUGGAUAUUCUUGAUGAUUUUCAAAGCCAACUAUCGAUAGUAUCGAUUUUUCGUCAACAAUAUUAGCAAUAUAUGUACCUACUCUUAUAUGUAUGUUGCUACCUACUUAAAUAAGAUGUUUAUCAAUGACGUAAAUACCAACAAUUUAGAUGGCGGUA